AUGUGCUCAGGACAUGAUUAUGCUCAUUGUCUUCCUCGCGUCAGGUCUUCUUCCGCUGACGUGAUCAAGUCCGCUGCUGCUGAAGCGAACAAGUGCACCUGGGACCAAAAGACCAAUAAUUGCCAAAUGCCUCGACGAUUGCGAUACAGACCGUACGAUGCCCAAUCAUCAAAAGUUUCAGCCAGUGCGACAUCUCCUUUGUCAGCCACACCUCAACAAACUAGUUCAAAACUCAGUACAAUUAACAGGGGUUCUUCGCGUCAGAACGCCGAAGCACCGCGGAGUCUUGCGUCUCCCGCACCCGAGGUCCACACAUCAUCAGACAUCCAAAUCUUUCCGAGUGAUCUUGAUCAGUUCAACGCACCAGCAAAUCAUGUGUUGCCAACCAUCUUGAUCAGUUCAACACAUCGGGAGACAAUCAGCCAGGACGAACAAGAUCCAACUGGUUAUUCCACCUUGUCAUCACCAGCAGCGAAUCCUUUGGAAACCCCGGACACUUCUCCAGGUUCACCCACGGUCUCGCGCAAACCUGUCAUUCGCAUGACAGGAUUGCAGCUCACCUACUUCAAUGUAGUCUCCGCCCGUGCCAAUCUAGACGAAGAUAGCUUGGUUUUGGGGCGACAAUUAUGUAGUGCCCAGAGCGGAGACCAUCACUUCAUUGCCCUCAUGGUCGCAAUUCUUGCCGGACGCCAAGAGAUCCGGGAGCUUUGUCACGAGCUUACUCAACGGAUCGACGCCAUUCAAGAUCCCCGAGACCCCAGAGGUGGCAGAGGGUUACCUCGUUCCGAUUCCCUUGUUUGGAAAGCAAGCAAAGAGUUGAGAGGAGUUGUGCGCUUAUUGGGGUGUCAGUCUGCCAUGGAUGGUGAUGUACAAGCAUACACUGCAACCAAGGACAGGGGUGGGAAUCAAGAUGUGUUACCCAAGUCCCUGUUUGCUAAAGUUAUGUGGACGGCAUCUAUUCUUUGGGCAGAGCGCGGUCUUAUCGUAUCCGUCCGAAUGGAAGAAUUGACUUCUGCCACCAGAAAGGAUUUCAAGGAUAUUUUUUUAACACAUAUCACCCUCCCCAGUCGACGCAAUGUGAUACCAUCACAAGCUAAAGUGCCAUCUCUUGAUACAAUCAUAGUCAAGCUCUAUCAAAACAAACGAGGUCUACUAGGCGGACGUGUCCGUGUCCGGGAAGAGAUCUUAGAACAAGUUGAUCACGCUUGA
Molecule: messenger RNA, 1209 nt
Organism: Melampsora larici-populina 98AG31
Lineage: Eukaryota; Fungi; Basidiomycota; Pucciniomycetes; Pucciniales; Melampsoraceae
Exons: 9
Coding region: 1-1209 (402 amino acids)
Source: RefSeq, a predicted model, not a curated record